GGAACCUAACCUAACCUGACCAAAUCUGAUCUAACCUCAAAACGCGAAUUGCCUCAAGCCGAGGAGCUUCGGGACGUCUUGAAAAAAGCAUUUUCGCUGCAAAAAAGCAAAGAAGGGUUGCAGAACAAUGAAAAAUCACGCGACAAAAGCCCGCCGAGAUCAUUCACGCUGAUUAUGAUCUCUCGGAGAGGAAGCCAUUUUCAUGCGGCCUAUGCAUGGAUUUCGUGCAUCUCGGCGUAUAACAGAAAAAUUGUAUCGUCCCAAAAAGGAAUAGGGUGGUAAAAGGAAAUAGGAGGAGGGAAGGAAGAAAAGUUUCUCCAGUUCUCUCACGGCUCACGAUGUUGUAUUCGCUACGUUUCUAAACGAAUCUGUAUUUAUCUCUUAAACGUCAGCAAACGUGAAACCCCGACGAUCGCGAACAAUGUUCUGCUGUCUGAGAAACUGCUUCGACGGCCUUGGCUUUGCCGCAACUCAAACACCGAAACGGGAACGACACCCCAUCGCUUUAGACACGACUCACAUGGGAAGUGAGGUAGUGAUAGUGAAAAAUGGUCUAAGAAUAUGUGGAAGCGGUGGUGCCUUGGCAAACGCCCCUCUUGUUCAAAGUAAAAGUUAUUUUGAAGUGAAGAUACAGCAGGGCGGUAUAUGGGGCAUUGGACUAGCCAAGAGAGACACAGAUCUCAAUGUCGCAGUAGGAGGAAAGGACUCGGAAAGCUGGGCAUUCAAUUCCGAUGGUAUCAUAAGGCACAACGAACAAGAACGUCACAAGUUAAUCUUUCAAAAUCCUAUACAGGAAGGGGAUGUCAUUGGAGUAUCCUACGAUCAUAUAGAGUUGAAUUUUUAUUUGAACGGAGAAUCUAUGAAUGCUCGAAUUUUUUUAGGUGUAAAGGGACUGAUUUAUCCAGUGUUAUACGUGGAUGAUGGAGCCAUCCUGGACUUAAUUCCAGAAAACUUUAUCCAUACACCGCCAGCGGGUUUCGAGAAAAUAAUGCUGGAACAAUCGUUGCUCUAGCAAAGUGAUAUGAACAAAAGCAAAAUGCUCAUUGUAUUGUCAAAAUUGACAUUCCUCGUCCACUUCGAGUUUCGUUAAACAUUGAGCCAAGUUAAACGUUAAGUUAAGAAUUAAUGAUACAAACAGGGAGCUAUGACAGUAUAGUAUUAAAAAGCAGUGUCAUAAACGUUUGUCACAACAGUUACAGUUAUGAUAAUAUAUUUAAUCGAAAAGCGUGGAAUAAACGACACCUAAUGAUGUGAGAA
Molecule: messenger RNA, 1257 nt
Organism: Temnothorax curvispinosus
Lineage: Eukaryota; Metazoa; Arthropoda; Insecta; Hymenoptera; Formicidae
Product: SPRY domain-containing protein 7
Exons: 5
Coding region: 422-1012 (196 amino acids)
Molecular function (GO): protein binding
Source: RefSeq, a predicted model, not a curated record